Chrysochloris asiatica (Cape golden mole) is the source of this 2553-nucleotide messenger RNA. It is a transcript of the gene CC2D1B, whose product is annotated as coiled-coil and C2 domain containing 1B. The transcript has 23 exons. The record is from RefSeq and is a predicted model, not a curated record. Gene Ontology annotation, biological process: regulation of transcription by RNA polymerase II. Gene Ontology annotation, cellular component: nucleus. The coding region runs from base 1 to 2553 and encodes 850 amino acids. Gene Ontology annotation, molecular function: DNA-binding transcription repressor activity, RNA polymerase II-specific; RNA polymerase II cis-regulatory region sequence-specific DNA binding. Lineage: Eukaryota; Metazoa; Chordata; Mammalia; Afrosoricida; Chrysochloridae.
AUGCCAGGCCCAAGACCUCGGAAGGGUCCUAAGGCCAGUGGCCAGGGUGUGGCAGCUGCCAAACAGCUGGGGCUCUUUGUGGAGUUCAACCCUGAGGACAUGCUGCUGGGAGUGGAAGAGACAGAAGAUGACGCGGACCUGGAGGCAGAGUUGCUGGCCCUCACUGGAGAGGCAGGGCCGGGGGCCAAGAAGCCAGCACCCAAAGGGCAGGCUCCCUUGCCCAUGGCUCACAUUGAGAAGUUGGCAGCGGACUGUAUGCGGGAUGUGGAAGAGGAGGAAGAGGAGGAAGGGCUGGAGGAGGAUGCAGACUUGCUGAGUGAGCUGCAGGAGGUCUUGGGUGUGGAGGAGGAAGAGGCUGGGACCCUGGAUGGCGACAUGGCAGCCAGCCUGGGUGGCUCUGAGGAGGACAAGAAGGGGCAGGAAAGCACUGACCCUCCAGUGCAGACAUUCCCAGGGGCUCAGGUUGAAAGGCCUCCAGGGCUGCAGACCCUGCUGGAGGAGCGGCUCCAUAACUACCGCUUGGCGGCAGCCAGUGCCAAGGAAGCAGGGGAAGCAGCCAAGGCCAGGCGCUGUGAGCGAGGUGUGAAGACUCUCGAGUCCCAACUGGCAGCAGUGAGGAAAGGCAGGAAGAUCAAUGAAGAUGACAUCCCACCUCCAGUCGCCUUGGGCAAGAGGCCCAUGGCCUCCCAGGAAGCAGCCAACAGGAGCCCUGAGGCAGAUGCCCCAGUGCCCCAGGCUGUAGAACCAGACAUCCUGUCCCAGCCUGAGACAAGCCCUUUGGACAGUCCUGGCAUUGCUGCCCCACUGGAUUCAGAUCCAGACCCUCGGGCUCUGCUGUUGGACCGACAAAGAGCGUAUAAGAUGGCUGCACUUAAUGCCAAACGGGCUGGAGAUCUGGAUCAUGCCCGAGAGCUCAUGAAGACUGGGAAGAGGUUUGGUGCCAUCCUGGAGGCCUUGGAUCGAGGACAGCCCGUGGACCUGAGUGCUAUGCCCCCAGCACCUGAGGACCUGAAACCACAGGUGUCCAAGGCCCCCACAACACUUUCAGUGGUAUCCCCGGCAGUGGAGCGAGUGCAGCCCGUGAUGGCCCCGGCGACGCCAGUGGCCCCUGCAGAACCACAGACUGUGCUGGAUGCCCUGCAACAGAGGCUUAGCAAGUACCAGGAGGCAGCUGCCCAGGCCCGGGGCGGCGGCAAUGAGCGCAAGGCCCGCAUGCACGAGCGCAUCGCCAAGCAAUAUCAAGAUGCCAUUCGAGCGCAUCGAGCUGGUAGGAAACUUGACUUUGCUGAGCUGCCUGUACCUCCGGGGUUCCCCCCACUCCCGGGCCUGGAGCCCACUCUGGGCACUGCAGAGGAUACACUGGCAGCUGCACUAGCAGCUGCUCAGAAGCUGGCCACGUCAGAGGAUGCAGCCCCAGCAGAGGAAGAUGAGGAGGCUGAGGUUUGGCACCUACAGGAUGAACCCCCAGCCCAGGCUCCAGUGGCAAAGAAGCCAGCACAAUCUUUGGUCCCUUCAUCCCGACCACAGCCUGAGCCCAAGCCUUCAGGUUCUAAGGAAUCACUGAGUCCAUCAGUGCGGGAGCAAUUGGCAAUGCUGGAGGCCCGGAAACUGCAGUACCAGCGGGCAGCCAUUCAGGCCAAGCGUGGCCAAGACCUGGAGCAGGCCAAGGCCCAUCUGCGGGUGGCCAAAGGUCUUGAGGCCCAGAUCAUCCAGGUUCGAGCUGGCCACCCUGUCAAUCUCUCCAAGGUGCCUUCACCCUUGACAGAUGAGGAGGGUGACUUCAUCUUCAUCCACCACGAGGACCUGAGACUCUCCCAGAAAGCUGAGGAGGUUUAUGCCCAGCUACAAAAAUUGCUUUUGGAACAACAUGAGAAAUGCCUGCUAUUCUCCAAGCAGUUCAUGCACCAGGGCAGUGUAGCGGAGACCACUCGGUUUGAGAAGCUUGCUCAGGACCGCAAAAAGCAACUGGAGAUCCUGCAACUGGCUCAAGCCCAGGGCCUUGACCCUCCCAGUCACCACUUCGAGUUGAAGACAUUCCAGACUGUACGGAUCUUCUCAGAACUCAAUAGCACAGAAAUGCAUCUGAUCAUUGUCCGGGGAAUGAACCUCCCAGCCCCUCCAGGGGUGACCCCGGAUGACUUGGAUGCAUUUGUGCGAUUUGAGUUCCACUACCCUAACUCGGACCAGGCGCAGAAAAGCAAAACCAGCGUGGUGAAGAAUACAAACUCGCCAGAAUAUGAUCAACUCUUCAAACUAAACAUCAACCGAAACCACCGGGGCUUUAGGAGGGUGAUUCAAAGCAAAGGAAUCAAGUUUGAAAUCUUCCACAAAGGAUCCUUCUUCAGAAGCGACAGACUGGUCGGCACAGCCCAUCUGAAGCUGGAGCGACUGGAGAAUGAGUGUGAGAUCAGGGAGAUUGUGGAGGUCCUUGAUGGACGGAAGCCCACUGGAGGAAAGCUGGAGGUGAAGGUGAGGCUGCGGGAGCCUCUGAGUGGCCAGGACAUGCAGACGGUCACAGAGAACUGGCUGGUCCUAGAGCCCAGGGGCCUAUGA